Messenger RNA from Alternaria atra, 852 nucleotides. RefSeq lists its product as uncharacterized. Gene Ontology annotation, molecular function: oxidoreductase activity. NCBI's taxonomy places the organism in Eukaryota, Fungi, Ascomycota, Dothideomycetes, Pleosporales, Pleosporaceae. Bases 1 to 852 code for a protein of 283 amino acids. The transcript has 2 exons. The record is from RefSeq and is a predicted model, not a curated record.
AUGGCGGAAGUCCCAUCUGAACCUCCCCCGCGCGGCCUCAAGAACAAAGUUGCGAUUGUGACUGGAGCAGGAUGCGAUGGUGACGGUAUUGGUAAUGGCCGUGCGAUAUCAAUCAUGCUCGCGGAUGAGGGCUGCCAUGUCCUCUGCCUAGACAAGGAUUUGGCAUGGGCGCAGAAGACCGCGGAGAUGGCAGCUUCGAAACCACACCGUGGAAGAGCUGUAGCAAUUGAGGCCGAUGUUACCAAAUCCAGCGAUUGCGAGGCAGCGGUGGCCAAAGCUAUGCAAGAGUUCGGCAAGCUAGAUAUAUUGGUCAACAACGUCGGCAUCGGUGGUGCACCAGGAACGGCGGUUGAGGUUGACAUGGAAGCUUGGGCGAAAGGACUUGAGAUCAAUGUGAGCAGCAUGGUACAGAUGGCGAAGUACUGCAUACCGGCUAUGCAACAGAAUGACGGCGAAAUGAAAGGCAAUAUCGUCAACAUGGGUUCAGUCGCCGGGUUGAAAGGAGGGACACCGCAUUUGUUGUAUCCAACCAGCAAAGGUGCAGUGGUGAACAUGACGAGGGCGAUGGCUGCGCAUCAUGCAGCUGAUGGUAUCAGGGUAAACUGUGUUUGUCCCGGAAUGCUUUAUACACCCAUGAUGUACGCAGGCGGCAUGAGCGAAGAAGCACGGGAAGCUCGAAAGAAACGAAGUCUGCUCGGUACAGAGGGCAACGGUUGGGAUGCAGCCUGCGCCGUCACUUACCUCGCCAGCGAUCAUGCGAGAUGGGUGACGGGUGCGGUAUUACCUGUCGACGCUGGCGCAACAGCAGCGGUAGGCAUCGGAAUGCCGAAAAGCGCCAGUGUCAACGGAUAA